This is a messenger RNA of Tribolium castaneum (red flour beetle), 1111 nucleotides long. It is a transcript of the gene Vha26, whose product is annotated as Vacuolar H[+]-ATPase 26kD subunit. Gene Ontology annotation, molecular function: proton-transporting ATPase activity, rotational mechanism. NCBI's taxonomy places the organism in Eukaryota, Metazoa, Arthropoda, Insecta, Coleoptera, Tenebrionidae. The transcript has 5 exons. Gene Ontology annotation, cellular component: proton-transporting two-sector ATPase complex, catalytic domain. Gene Ontology annotation, biological process: proton transmembrane transport. Bases 131 to 832 code for a protein of 233 amino acids. The record is from RefSeq and is a predicted model, not a curated record.
GUCAAAAUCAUAUGAUCAAUCAGUCUGUCACACUUUUGAGACAAGUUUUACUAUAAAGGCGUUGUCUAAGGUGUCCCGUGAAUUCAACCAAUUUAUUUCAUUUAAAAAGUGUUAAAAACAAUCUCCAACAAUGGCACUAAGCGAUGUCGACGUCCAAAAACAAAUCAAGCAUAUGAUGGCUUUCAUUGAGCAAGAAGCCAAUGAAAAAGCCGAAGAAAUCGAUGCGAAAGCUGAGGAGGAGUUUAACAUUGAAAAAGGGCGCCUGGUCCAACAACAGCGCUUGAAGAUCAUGGAAUAUUACGAGAAGAAGGAGAAACAGGUGGAAUUGCAGAAGAAAAUUCAGUCGUCAAACAUGCUGAACCAAGCCCGUUUGAAAGUAUUAAAAGUGCGUGAAGACCACGUCCACAAUGUGCUGGAUGACGCCCGCAAACGUCUGGGCGAAAUCACCAAUGACCAGGCGAGAUAUUCACAGCUUUUGGAGUCUCUCAUUCUCCAGAGUCUCUACCAGUACUUGGGAAUCAGUGAUGAGUUGUUUGAGAACAAUAUAGUGGUGAGAGUCAGGCAACAGGACAGGAGUAUAAUCCAGGGCAUUCUCCCAGUUGUUGCGACGAAAUACAGGGACGCCACUGGUAAAGACGUUCAUCUUAAAAUCGACGAUGAGAGCCACUUGCCAUCCGAAACCACCGGAGGAGUGGUUUUGUAUGCGCAAAAGGGUAAAAUCAAGAUUGACAACACCUUGGAGGCUCGUUUGGAUUUAAUCGCACAGCAACUUGUGCCAGAAAUUCGUACGGCCUUGUUUGGACGUAACGUCAACCGUAAAUUCACCGAUUAAAUAUUAUCAAGACAAUUUUUCAUCUCGUUAAAAAUAACAUUUUUACUGUAAUUCCAAGCAUUUUUAAUGCACCACCAUAAUGUAAAAUAAAAUUGUUGCUUACUGUACCAAUGUUGUAUAUUAAAUUAUUUAGAAUUGUAUUAAGAAGUAUUCCAUUUUUUGUGUAGUUGCGUUUGUAGCUAUUCAAGGUCGUGGUGGUUGGUAACCUCAUGUAAUCAAAUGUACAACCCCAUUUGUAAAUAGAUGGUUUUAUGUUGAAACAAUACAUGUUACAAAUUA